UGCGCGUCGGGUGAGCGCGGCGUCCCGCCCGCCAUGGCCGCGCGCCCCGGUCCGCUGUGGCUCCUGGGGCUGGCACUGUGCGCGCUGAGCGGCGGCGGCCCCGGCCCGCGCCCCCCAACCGGCGGCCCGCCCCGCCGCCUGGGCCCCCGCGAGCGCCGGGACCUGCAGCGCGAGAUCCUGGCGGUGCUUGGGCUGCCCGGGCGCCCCCGGCCCCGCGCGCCUCCCGCCGCCGCCCGGCUGCCCGCGUCCGCGCCGCUCUUCAUGCUGGACCUCUACCACGCCAUGGCCGGCGACGACGACGAGGACGGGGGCCCUCGCGAGCGGCGCCUGGGCCGCGCCGACCUGGUCAUGAGCUUCGUCAACAUGGUGGAGCUCGACCGCUCCCUGGGCCACCAGGAGCCCCCCUGGAAGGAGUUCCGCUUUGACCUGACCCAGAUCCCGGCGGGGGAGGCGGUCACAGCUGCCGAGUUCCGGAUUUACAAGCUGCCCAGCACCCACCUGCUCAACAGGACCCUCCACGUCAGCAUGUUCGAGGUGGUCAGAGAGCGGGCCAACAGGGAGUCUGACUUGUUCUUUUUGGAUCUUCAGACGCUCCGAGCUGAGGACGAGGGCUGGCUGGUGCUGGACGUGACAGCAGCCAGUGACCACGGGUUGUUGAACUGUAGCAAGGACCUGGGACUCCGCCUCUACGUGGAAACGGAGGACGGGCACAGCGUGGAUCCUGGCCUGGCCGGUCUGCUGGGGCGACGGGCACCGCGCUCCCAACAGCCCUUCAUGGUCACGUUUUUCAGGGCGAGCCCCCGCCCCGUCCGGGCCCCUCGGGCGGUGAGGCCCCUGCGGAGGCGGCUGCUGAAGACGACCAACGAGCUGCCGCCGCCCAACAAGCUCCCGGGGAUCCUCGAUGGCGCCCACGGCUCCCACGGUCGGCAGGUGUGCCGUCGGCACGAGCUCUAUGUCAGCUUCCAGGACCUCGGCUGGCUGGAUUGGGUCAUCGCCCCCCAAGGCUACUCAGCCUAUUACUGUGAGGGGGAGUGCUCCUUCCCGCUGGACUCCUGCAUGAACGCCACCAACCACGCCAUCGUGCAGUCCCUGGUGCACCUGAUGAAGCCAGACGCCGUGCCCAAGGCGUGCUGCGCGCCCACCAAGCUGAGCGCCACCUCCGUGCUCUACUAUGACAGCAGCAACAACGUCAUCCUGCGCAAACACCGCAACAUGGUGGUCAAGGCCUGCGGCUGCCACUGAGGCCCCGCUGGCCGCUGCAGCGCCUCCCGCCGGGGUCAGCCCCGCGCCAGAGGCUGAGGCCCUCAAAUGCCACCGUAGCUCUGGAGGGGCCGAAGGGAGGGCUCUCAUAUCUGCCCCCAUUCAGCCAGGGUCUGGUCGGUCCUCUCCAGGCCCCUGCGCCCCUUCCCCAGGGUCUGUGGUUUGUCCCACCCCAACCUGUAGGGACGGCCGCACACAGCAGCCAUGGUGUCAGCACAAAGGCCUGUCUGAGGACUGCCCUUGGCCCUCGUGGCCCAUACUGUGGAUGACCCAGGCCAGUCUGAGUGUACAACUGGCUGGUUGGGCCAAGGUUCGGGGUGGGAGCAGGGGUUGCCCCUUCCCAGGACAACAUGGGCAUUCCCAGGGCCUAGACACGUGCAUGUCCUCAGUAGUAAGCACAUCAGAGAAAGAACAAGCCAGAGGGCUCAGGCCCUGGGCCUGCCCUCCUGCCUGGAGAGGCGUGACGCCCAGAGAAGCAAGAGCUCUCAGGGGCUUCCAGUUCCCUCACUGCCCCCAGGUGGGGCUCAGCACUGGACAAAGGUAACCCUUAGCAGAAGCAAGGACAGUGUGUGCAGCGAGCGGCGGUGCUGGCAGACUCGCGGCACAGACCUCACCAUUGCCCAGCCUCUCCCCGUGGCCGUCAGCACCCGGGUUCUUUCCCCGCUGACUGUGGACAGGGUCUUAAAAACCUCAACACAAACCUUUCAGAGUUGAGACGAACAGGCUUCCGCUCCUCCCUGCUAAGGAGCAAUGCAUUCCCCGGAGCAGAGGGCCUAGGCCACCUCUGGCCAGGCAAAGGGCAAGGGUGGCCACCGUCGGUGUCUGCCGGAGUCUAGAAGGUAGGAACAGACUGGUCACCCUGUGUCCUGUUUCUUGGGGCCUGUGAGCCCAAGAAAAGGGCCCUGUCCCAGGGGAGUGACAGGCAGUAAUUAGGGUGAGCUGGGUGGGAAGGUUCCCGGAAACCACUGUUCUCCUUGGAGCAGCCGAGGCAGUGGGAGUGUUGAUUUGAUUUCUGACUUGCGAACCCUGUAAUUUACCUGCUGGAGCAGACAGUCCAGCUGCCUGAACCCUGAAAUACUGUGUCGUUAAUAGCAGAUCCUGGGCCCACCCCAACCCACAGGCACGGCCCACAGAGGCAGAACGACCCGACCCGUGUGCCCAAGGACAGGCACCCUGGGAUCCACUCUGCACCCUGAGGGCAGGCUCCGGGAGAGCAGGUCUGGGGCAGGGGUGGAGGCUGGGCCGGGCUGCAGCCCCGACCCCUGGUCUGGGAGGUACUCUGGGAGAGAUUGCCGAGGAAGAGGCCCUUACCAUGUACACAGAGGAUAGUCCCAGACUGUCUGGAAG
Messenger RNA from Myotis daubentonii (Daubenton's bat), 2607 nucleotides. Its product is annotated as bone morphogenetic protein 8B-like. The coding region runs from base 34 to 1242 and encodes 402 amino acids. The record is from RefSeq and is a predicted model, not a curated record. Lineage: Eukaryota; Metazoa; Chordata; Mammalia; Chiroptera; Vespertilionidae. Gene Ontology annotation, molecular function: growth factor activity; cytokine activity. The transcript is spliced from 7 exons. Gene Ontology annotation, cellular component: extracellular region.